This is a messenger RNA of Serpula lacrymans var. lacrymans S7.9, 387 nucleotides long. RefSeq lists its product as uncharacterized. Lineage: Eukaryota; Fungi; Basidiomycota; Agaricomycetes; Boletales; Serpulaceae. The record is from RefSeq and is a predicted model, not a curated record. The transcript is spliced from 5 exons. The coding region runs from base 181 to 351 and encodes 56 amino acids.
CUCGUCGUAUGGUGCUCGAUGAGGGUGGCCCCACAUACUUCCUUUAAAGUCAGCAGGAAGAACUCGUAUGUCUGAAGCUUUACAUUCCUCUUCGACAUUCGGGAAAAGUACCUUGAGAGCCAUGAAGAAAAAUGCUUGAACAGCUUGAAGGGAAUAAUACUGCAUGACACGGGUCCUCUGAUGCUUCUGAGUCCAUGCUUGAGUUUUGUAGCCUUCUUCAGUUGCCAACCAUGCCUCAGGCUCCACAAUCACUACGCGCUGGAAGUGGUUGUGACAAACACGUGCGGUCAACAGCCCCGCAAUGCUGCCACCACAUAUAACAGCCGCUCCUUUAAUCUUCUCAUCUUCUAAACGGGUUUGCUCUGAGAGCAGUUUAUUCCACAAAUG